AUGUCCCAAUUUCUAAUAGAUCCGCACCGAAGCUCGAAUGCAACCAGGCAGCAGAGAUGGCGACAGAGAAAGGCCUUGGACGACCCAGUCUUCAAGAAAAAGGAAUGCGACGUAAGACCACAGAAACAGUCCAAACUGACCAAAGCGGACUCGGACUCGCAAAGUGACGAGGAACAAGUGACGAGCGCCAACAAAACACUCACACCCAAAGAGAAAAGGAAGAUCUUUCGAAACAACGUCGUCCAAGUCCUAGUCAAGUCCACAGUCAUGCCCUUCAGGUGGCUCAAGAGUUCCUACCGCUGCUUCUACUGCUACGACAUCUUCCAAGAGGCUUCGGACUUGAAGAACCACCAACAAGUCCACACAGGCGACGAGAUCAAGGAGCAGGCCAUGAGCAACUUCUGGGAACCUGUGGUUUACAUCGACAUAUCCAAUUUAAGUUGCAGACUUUGUACAGAUAACGUAGUGGACUUGUACGAUUUAAUAGAUCAUCUAGUCGCAAAACACGGAGUCGUGUAUAACAAAGAUGUCGGCACCUGUAUGGUGGCAUUUAAGCUGGAUAAUUUCUCAGUCACCUGCCUCGCUUGCGGCCUAAGCUUCUACACAUUCGGACCAUUACUGCACCACACCAACAAAGACCAUAAAGGAACCUCGGCUAUUCUCUGCGACAUAUGCGGCCAGCACUUCAAAGAUGCCAAUUUACUUAGACUACACAUAAAAACUGUUCACGAAAACACGGGACUCCUUUGCCCUGAAUGCGGUGAAAAAUUCGAAACCCGAGCCAAGUUAAAAACGCACCAGAAAAACCAUCACGACAUGGAGAAGAAGUACAAGUGUCUCGUCUGCUCCCUGACUUUCCAGAGCCACUAUAAAAGGUCCAGGCACAUGGCAGCAGAACAUAAGAAUCGACAGGAAGUCAAGUGCCUCCAUUGUCCAAAAACUUUCGUGUUCAGAAGCAUGAUGAUGACGCAUUUAAGAGACACCCACCUAAAAGUCCGGAACCAUGUGUGCGGAGUGUGCGGGUGGAAGGCUUUCAACAGCAACAGAUUGAAGAACCACAUGUAUAAGCAUAGCGGAGAGAAGAAUUUUAAAUGCACCGCUUGUGACAAGGCAUUUACUACUAAGAAGAUCAUGAAAGCGCACUGCGCGAGGAUGCAUAAGAAUGUCCCUGUUGUUAUGAACGCUUACGCCACUGUGCCAGGUGAUCACUUCGAGCGCGCCCGUAAGAGACAGCUACUGCAUCAGAUCAUACACUACUCCACCGCCAUGCCGUUCCGGAGAGCCGCCAACAUUUACAAGUGCUUCUACUGCUACAAGAACAUUAACAAGGCCAGCGACCUUCGGGAACACCACGACACCCACGACGACGACGGACUCAAGUUCAGAACCGUCAAGAGAUGCGCCAUCCAGUUCCCGACCUGCCUGGACAUCUCCGAUCUCAGGUGUAAGCUGUGCCACAUGGACUAUGACGACUUAAAGACAUUCCUCAUCCAUCUGCAAGAAGACCAUAAGAAAAUAUUCUCCAUGGAAGCGACGAAACACAUUGAAUGCUACAAAAUAUCCGACGGCAACAUGAAAUGUCUAAUCUGCGACGAAACCUUCGAGUACUUCUACCCCCUGCUGAUUCACACGGUGAGAUCGCACAGGGAAAGCGUGCUGAAAUGCGAAACUUGCGGCCAGAGUUUCAGCAGCAAAUACGGUCUCAAAAAACACCAGACAACCCACGACACUCCAGAAAUCUACCAAUGCAGACAUUGCGAGAAGUCAUUCACAUCGACGCAUAAUAGGCGGGAGCACGAAAAGAGGAUUCAUGACGAGAAGGCGCGGAAGUGCCAUAUCUGUGGGGAGAUACUAGGCAGCACAUUCAAGAAGGCAAUGCACUUGGAGAACGUUCACAACGUGAUGGGCGAGUUCAAAUGCGAAACCUGCCCGAAAACCUUCCGGCUUCGCAACCAUUUAGUCAGUCACGUUCAGCGCGUACAUCUCAAGGAGAGGAACAAAGUCUGCAUGGUCUGCGGCGACAAGUUCUACAAUAACAAUUUGCUUAAAUUGCACAUGGUGAGACACAGCGACGAAAAGCCGUUCGAGUGCGAGAUAUGCAAUAAGAAAUUCACGAGGAAAAAGGGUUUGGAUAUACAUGUGCGUACGCAUACUGGCGACAAGAGAUGCGUGUGUCAGAUGUGCGGGGCGGCGUUUGUGCAGACGUCGAGUUUGAAGCUGCACCUGAGAGUGCAUCAUGGGAUAGAGAAAAAGACGGAGCCGAACUGA
Cydia fagiglandana is the source of this 2268-nucleotide messenger RNA. RefSeq names its product zinc finger protein 678-like. Bases 1 to 2268 code for a protein of 755 amino acids. The transcript has 3 exons. Gene Ontology annotation, molecular function: RNA polymerase II cis-regulatory region sequence-specific DNA binding; DNA-binding transcription factor activity, RNA polymerase II-specific. Lineage: Eukaryota; Metazoa; Arthropoda; Insecta; Lepidoptera; Tortricidae. Gene Ontology annotation, biological process: regulation of transcription by RNA polymerase II. The record is from RefSeq and is a predicted model, not a curated record.